Molecule: messenger RNA, 1858 nt
Organism: Spirodela intermedia
Lineage: Eukaryota; Viridiplantae; Streptophyta; Magnoliopsida; Alismatales; Araceae
Source: the annotation of a GenBank genome assembly
AUGAAGGCGGCGGCGCUGCUGGUUCUGGUGGCGGUCCUCGGCCUGACGGCGGUGCAGGCGGAGGACCCCUAUCUCUACUUCACCUGGAAGGUGACCUACGGCACCAUCGCGCCUCUCGGCGUCCCCCAGAAGGGCAUCCUCAUCGACGGCCAGUUCCCGGGGCCUAACAUCAACUGCACCACGAACAACAACAUCGUCAUCAACCUCUUCAACGACCUCGAUGAGCCCUUCCUCCUCUCAUGGUACGUACGCUCUGCUGGACGAAGAGUUGCAGAGGGAAGAGACGGAGGUUGACGGCGAUCCUUCGAAUGGUUGGUCGGUUGGUUGAUUGGUUGCAGGAACGGGAUCCAGCAGAGGAAGAACUCUUGGCAGGACGGCAUGCCGGGGACGAACUGUCCCAUCCCCCCGGGGAGAAACUUCACUUACCACUUCCAGGUUAAGGACCAGAUCGGCAGCUUCUUCUACUUCCCGUCCAUGGGGAUGCACAAGGCGGCGGGUGGCUUCGGCGGGCUCCGCAUUAACAGCCGCCUCCUCAUCCCGGUCCCCUUCGACCCUCCCGCCGGCGACUUCACCGUCCUCAUCGGCGACUGGUACACCGCCGGCCACAACCUCCUCAAGCGCCGCCUCGACAGCGGCCGGGCCCUCGGCCGCCCCGCCGGCGUCCUGAUCAACGGCAGGUCCGGCAACGCGGCCGCCGGUGGCCAGGCGAUCUUCAGCAUGGAAUCCGGCAAGACCUACCGCUACAGGAUCUGCAACGUGGGCCUCAAGGCGACCCUCAACUUCCGCAUCCAGGGCCACGCCAUGAAGCUGGUGGAGAUGGACGGCUCCCACACGGUGCAGAACGUUUACGACUCGCUGGACGUCCAUGUUGGGCAGUGCUACUCCGUGCUCGUCGCCGCCGACCAGGCCCCAAGAGGGUACUUCAUGGUGGUCUCCACUCGAUUCUCCAAGAGGGUGCUCAGCGCCGCCGCCAUGAUCGGCUACGCCGGAUCGACGGCAGCGCCGCCGGCGGAGUUGCCCCAGGCGCCGGUGGGAUGGGCGUGGUCGCUCAACCAGUGGAGGUCCUUCCGCUGGAACCUCACCGCCAGCGCCGCCCGCCCCAACCCGCAGGGCUCCUACCACUAUGGCAGCAUCAACAUCACCCGCACCAUCAAGCUCGCCAACUCCGCCGGCACAGUCGGCGGCAAGCUCCGGUACGCCAUCAACGGCGCCACCUUCCAGAACCCGGCGACGCCGCUGAAGCUCGCUGAGUACUUCGGCGCCACCGGCGCCGAGUUCAAGUACGACACCAUCAGCGACGCGCCGCCGAAGAAGCUCCGAAGCGGCGCCGCCCCCAUCAGGGCGGAGCCCAUCGUCCUCACCGCCAAGUUUCGCGACUUCGUGGAGAUCAUCCUGGAGAACCACGAGAGGAGCAUCCAGUCUUACCAUCUGGACGGCUACUCCUUCUUCCCCGUCGGGUAAAUAAUACUAACAAUCGCAGAGCUCUUCUUCCUCACCCACCUCAAACCCUAAAUCCCUGCUGAGUUGAGCAGCUAACUCCGCCAUGGAUUCUCGCAGGAUGGGAGCGGGGAGAUGGACGCCGGAGAAGAGGAGGAGCUACAACCUCAUGGACGCCGUGAGCCGGCACACGAUCCAGGUCUAUCCGAGGUCGUGGUCGGCGAUCAUGCUCACCUUCGACAACGCCGGCAUGUGGAAUCUAAGGUCGGAGAUCUGGGAGAGGCAUUACCUGGGGCAGCAGCUCUACAUCAGCGUCCUCUCCCCCGCUAAAUCUCUCAGGGACGAGUAUAAUCCGCCGGAGAACUUGCUGCUCUGCGGCGCUACCAAGAACCUUCCCCUGCCGCCGCCUUACACCAUCUAA